Messenger RNA from Propithecus coquereli (Coquerel's sifaka), 1212 nucleotides. RefSeq names its product paired immunoglobin-like type 2 receptor alpha (gene PILRA). NCBI's taxonomy places the organism in Eukaryota, Metazoa, Chordata, Mammalia, Primates, Indriidae. Bases 151 to 1086 code for a protein of 311 amino acids. The record is from RefSeq and is a predicted model, not a curated record. Gene Ontology annotation, molecular function: MHC class I protein binding. The transcript is spliced from 7 exons.
GCUCCCACCUCCCUCAGUGCCCUGAAGGAGCCUGGUCCUGGCUCUCUGGGUGGACUGUACCUUCGACUCCCGGAAACCCCCGCCAUAGGGCCCCCGCCGCUGCCUGGAGGGCUCUCCUUGUCUUCUCAUCCCCUGGAGGAGAGCAGGGCCAUGGGUUGGCCUCUGCUGCCACCCCUGCUGCUGCUGCUUCUGCUGCUGCCACCACCAGCAUUUCUUCAAGCUGAUGGCUCAGCAAGAUCCAAGCCACGCUCUGACUUUGGGGUCAUCCAACCUGAAUACCUCUCAGCCCCCAUCGGAGGCUCCAUCCAAAUCCCCUUCUCCUUCUAUUACCCCUGGGUCUUAGCCAAAGUUCCCAGAGUGAAUAUAUCCUGGAGACGGGGACACUUCCACGGCAAGUUCAUCUACAACAGAAGCCCGCCUUACAUCCGUGAGGAUUACAAGAACCGGCUCUCCCUGAACUGGACAGAGGAUCAGAGGUCCGGCUUCCUCAGGAUCUCGAACCUGGAGAAAGGCGACCAGUCUGUGUACUUCUGCCGAGUCUAUCUGACCACACGGGACGUAGGCAGGCAGGUGUGGCAGUCCAUCCAGGGGACCAACCUCACCAUCACCCUCGCUGAUAAGACCACCCAGAGACCCACCAAUGCCACCACAACCACUGCAGCCACCACAGCCACUGUAGCCACCACAGCCACUGCAACAACCACAGCUGGUGUCAAGGUCACAGAGGACAAAGAGAGCUCAGGGUCUCAGCCCCUGAGUUUGGAGACUGCAUUCGGGGCAGCUGCAGCCAUUGCUGUGCUCAUUGUCAUGAUUUUCGGACUGAUGGUCUUCCUCAGGUGGAAGAGAAGGAAAGGUCAGCAGACUAAAGCCACAACCCCAGCCAGGGAAUCCUUCCAAAACAUGGAGGAGAAAUAUGAGAAUAUUGGGAGUAAACGGCAAUAUGGAGACCCCAACCUGAACCCCAAGGAUGAUAUCGUCUAUGCCUCCCUUGCCCUCUCCAGCUCCACCUCACCAGGAGCACCACCCAGCCACCCAGACCACAGUGGUCCCCAGGAAGAGACUCUGUACUCUGUCUUAAAGGCCUAACCAAGGCCUAACCUCUCAAGACUGAAUGAUGAGGCCAGGCAUGGUAGCUCAUGCUUAUAGUCUCAGCUAUGCGGCAGGCUGACACAGGAGAGCUUGAGGCCCAGAAGGUCAUGGCCAGCGUGGGGA